GCGUUUCGUCUCAUCUCUCAAUAACCAUGGUGCUUGGGAUACUUACUGCGAUUGCUGCUUGUCCCGCAAUCAUAGGAACCACAGAAGCGGUCCGUCAAGGCCAAAGACAGAGCGCCAAAGAGAAGCACAGGGGCCUUAAAACCAAGCUUAUCGUUAAUUGUUCAACUGCCUCACGGACCGGGAAAGAAGUGGAUGGAUGCGAAGUAGUACUAAGCAACGACAAGUUGUAUCUCGCAGUAGCUUCACCCGAAUACGAAGACGUUUCCGAAGACGACCAUCCUUUCGCAGGCUACUUCCUCCCAUAUCCAGACCAGAACUGGGGCCGACAGGGAGAAGGCUUGGUCUCCACCAUCUCGGAUGAUCCGCCGCAACUGAACUGGAUAUACGUCGAUAGAGAUACUCACGAGGUCAAAUACGGCAACCGCGAAGUAUCAGAGUCGCAUGUGAUAGGUCCUUGGGACGUUACCAAGGGCCCAGACAAGCGCGUCACUUUAGAGGGCUGGGAAGGCUUCAUGGCAGUCAAAUAUGGUCCCGGGGAAUGGGCGCUCUAUUUUGACAGGGAUGACGACGGACUAGCGGGUAUAAUUGACCCGGAAAUGGAGACUAUAGAAGUGGUGUUGGUAAGGAGAGAGAGGAAACAGGAAAAGCCCCAUGAUGACGAAUAAGAUCCACGGUAAUCAUGACGGAGCUGCUAAGGUCUCGUAGCGGUUUGUGUUUUGAAGGGCCCAGCUACUUCACUGCUAAGUCGCUCGGUAAUUUUGACCGGCCGUCCGAAAUUAAAGGCUAGUGUACCCCGGACUAGAUAAGCUCCCGUCUGGGAAUCCGCAUGGUAAAGUGACCAUGCAGCCCUCUCUAGUCGUUUUAUAUACCCACGUACUAUGGUU
Molecule: messenger RNA, 884 nt
Organism: Paraphaeosphaeria sporulosa
Lineage: Eukaryota; Fungi; Ascomycota; Dothideomycetes; Pleosporales; Didymosphaeriaceae
Exons: 2
Coding region: 27-665 (212 amino acids)
Source: RefSeq, a predicted model, not a curated record